GGCAGCGGCCAAACUGGAGCCCCAGCCGUGCUGCUCAGACAACGUAUCUGAUUUAUUGACAAGACCAUAAUCUGAUCCCAAAGAUGUGCUCCACGAACCCAGGCAACUGGGUCACUUUUGAUGAUGACCCUGCUUUUCAAUCUUCUCAAAAGUCAAAGAAUUUCCCUCUGGAGAAUCAAGGCAUCUGUAGGCCAAACGGACUUAAGCUGAACCUUUCUGGUCCUAAGGAAUUUCCCAGUGGAUCUUCCUCCACCAGCAGUACCCCUCUCUCCUCUCCCAUCAUAGACUUUUACUUCAGUCCAGGACCUCCAAGUAACUCUCCUCUUUCUACACCUACCAAAGACUUCCCAGGUAUUCCUGGUAUCCCCAAAGGAGGGACUCAUGUCCUUUAUCCUAUUCCAGAAUCAUCUUCAAACAGUCCACUCACAACACCAGGAGCAGGUUCUUCCUUAUUGCCUACUAAACCAACCUGUUUAUCCCAUGCUUCUUUACCUGAUGACCACACAUGUACGCAUCCAGCUCCCAAAGUGGGUCUUCCAGAUGAAAAUAGCCCUCACCAGGCUGAAAGCCUAGGGUUCCAGAGUGAUGCUCCCCAGUUUCAGUAUUUUCGGGAGGACUGUGCUUUUUCAAGUCCAUUUUGGAAAGAUGAAGGCAGUGCUUCCCAGUUCACCUUGGACCCUCCAGGAAGCAGAAAGAUGUUCCAAUUAAGAGACAAAGAGAUGCCUAUUGAUCAAAAAAGUUUAAAUCAGUGUUCACUCAACUACAUCUGUGAGAAGCUUGAACAUCUCCAAUCAGCUGAGAACCAAGACUCGUUUGGGAAUUUGUCUAUGCAAUGUCUGUAUGCUGAAGACACUGCCUCUUCCUUUGUUCCCCACACGCUCUUCAGGAGUCAGCCAAAAACCGGAUGGUCUUUCAUGCUGAGAAUUCCUGAGAAGAAGAACAUGAUGUCUUCCCGUCAGUGGGGACCAAUUUUUCUAAAGGUCUUACCUGGAGGAAUUCUACAAAUGUAUUAUGAGAAGGGGUUAGAAAAACCAUUUAAAGAGUUACAGCUCGAUCCACAUUGCAGGCUUUCUGAACCCAAAGUUGAGAACUUUAGUGUGGCAGGAAAAAUCCAUACUGUGAAGAUUGAACAUGUGUCUUACACAGAAAAAAGGAAAUACCAUUCUAAGACAGAAGUAGUUCACGAGCCAGACAUAGAACAGAUGCUGAAGUUGGGGUCUACAGAGUACCACGACUUCCUUGACUUUCUGACUACUGUGGAGGAGGAGCUGAUGAAGCUGCCAGCUGUUUCAAAACCAAAAAAGAACUAUGAGGAACAAGAAAUUUCCCUGGAAAUUAUGGACAACUUUUGGGGUAAAAUCACUAAAGAAGAAGGAAAAUUGGUUGAAAGUGCUGUGAUAACUCAAAUCUGUUGCCUCUGCUUUGUGAAUGGGAACACGGAAUGCUUUUUAACCUUGAAUGACCUUGAACUGCAGAAGCGAAAUGAACGCUAUUUUGAAAAAGACCCAGAAAAGAAGGGGAUUGAUAUUCUUGACUAUCAUUUUCAUAAGUGUGUGAAAGCACAAGAAUUUGAGCAAUCAAGAAUCAUUAAGUUUGCACCUCUGGAUGCCUGCCGGUUUGAGCUGAUGCGUUUCAAGACUUUGUAUAAUGGGGAAGAUCUUCCUUUUUCCCUGAAGUCUGUAGUGGUUGUCCAGGGGGCAUAUGUGGAGCUUCAAGCCUUUGUCAACAUGGCCCCAUUGGCUCAGAGACCAUCCCACGCCAGUUCCUUGAGGUCCUGUGACAAUAUAAUGAUACACUUUCCUGUCCCAUCACAAUGGAUCAAGGCCCUCUGGACCAUGAACCUCCAGAGGCAGAAGUCCCUGAAAGCCAAAAUGAACCGCCGGGCAUGUCUGGGGAGUUUAUAUGAACUUGAAUCUGAACCUGUCAUACAGGUCACUGUGGGGUCAGCAAAAUAUGAGAGUGCCUACCGGGCCGUGGUAUGGAAGAUAGACCGGCUUCCUGAUAAAAAUUCAAGUCCUGAUCAUCCCCAUUGUCUGUCUUACAAACUAGAACUUGGAUCAGACCAAGAAAUUCCCUCUGAUUGGUAUCCGUUUGCUACCGUUCAGUUUGGGAUGCUUGAUACCUGUGCCUCAAGGACAGAAGUCAGGUCUCUGGGGGUGGAGAGUGAUGUUCAGCCACAGAAACAUGUUCUUCAGCGAGCUUGCUACAACAUUCAGGUUGAAAUAGAAAAGAAGUGGAUUAAAAUCGAUGGAGAAGACCCAGAUAAAGCUGGUGACUGCGUAACUCAGUAGGAGUAGCAAGAGUAAAUGAUAACGCCCCACUUUGCAAAUAUGUACUUCACAGAAACCACACCAACUUCUGCUACUGCAUAGUGGAAAUGACUUCUGAAUACAGAGCUUAGGACAGGGCCAAUGGCUGUGUUUAGAGGAGUUAAGACCUGAAACUGAACAAUCUAUAUUUUAUACUUUUGACAUAUUUGUGCCCUAGAGGUUUGAUCUAAAAUGUGUCUAUAAUUUGUGUGAUGUUUUUGCUUCCUAGUGAAACUCAAGGGCACUGUUAUUCAGUGUGUGACCCAACAGCCAGCUUGGCUAAAGGGUUUUUAAUUUUUGAUUACUCAGUGGCCGAAGGUUUUGCACUCUGGAUUACCUAGGUGCCAUAUUUAUUAUCCUCCAGUCCUCCUGUCUUCUUGCUGUGUUAGCACCUGUACCGGAGGGUGAGGCAAUCAAAGGAGGCAUAAACCAAAAUACUUCAUUUUCCCUUUUGCUCAUCUCUGAAAUGUAGCUAGGUGUAGGAUAAUACUGAAACCACAGGCUAAAAUGGAGAUGUGGAAGUAUCUGUGGUUUUGAAUUAUUUAUCUUCCUGUCCUAUUACCACAUUGGUGAGUAAUCAUCAGCUGUAUUUGGUACCUGUCUUUCCCCCAUGGUAUUAUCAUUUUCAAAAUCUAUUUGUAUUCUGGUGCGUGUUGCAAUGAAGCUAUUUCUGUUGAUAUACAUAUUUUAGUAUAAGUCACUAAGGCAUAUUACCUUUUGCUUGGAGAGAUUCUUUUCAAAAUGGAAUCCCAGUCUUCGACACUAGUUGAAAUAUUUAUGCACAUUAAAGAUGAAUUUUUAAAGUUCAUGCAUAUUGUUUCCCAAAAGUACAAACUCUAAGAAUGUAUUUUGAUAAAGUGUUAUUUGUAAUUAACACAAACCUCUCUUGAGUAGAAGUCUAAAUCAUAUUAUGAUUGUUUUAUGCUAGUUCUGCUAUCAUGUUAUUUAUGCUACUUCUGCUUAAUCUAGAGUAUUUUUCCUUAAAAGAUGAUCAGAAUGAAAGACACUAGAUUAUUUUACCUAGAUUUCUAAGAGUUGACAUUUCUAUUCUUCAAAGUCAGGUAAAUGUUUGGUUUCUAAUGAAAAUCCAAUGGCAUUAGCAGUUAUAAUUCUGUUUAUAAUUUCCUUCCAGUAUUUACAGUGAAAGGUCAGACUUGAAAAAUUUAUGAAAUCUAUGUUCUAGGUAUUUUUUAGUCUGAAAAACAAAGUCUUUCAUGUGGUAUUAAUACACCUUCAAUGUAUGUUGAAUCUUAAAUAUGAUUAGGAGGUAUUUUUCUCUGCUUACUAGGUUUGUUUUGAGUCAAAACUGAUAUAAUAAUGUUCUUCCAGACAGCAUUUGUAUGUUGGCCCACAGAGUUUAUGGCCUAUGUUUUAUUUAAUAUGGUAUUACAUACAUUUUAAUCUGUUCAAAAAGCAGAUUAAAACAAGCAUUUAUGAUGGUCUGUAUCAAUCAGCAGAAUUUAUUGCUUUUCAUUAUUUUGCUGUAAAGGCAAAGAAUGCAAAAGUUAACUGAUAAAAUGAAUUGGUAUUGCUCUUUUUAACUUCACUUGAUGCAUUGCGCAUAAUAUCAUAUGCUUUAGACUCACUGUUGAUGUAUAAGAGGGCAAAUCUGUGUGUACGUCAUUUAAAGAAAAAUUCCACCAUCUUUCCUCAUCAUCUGGUGUGGCACAUUCUGGAAUGACUUCAACUGCUCAGAACAAAUAUGGAGGCAGGCUGGACCUGAUGCUGCUCCAUGAUCCCAGGGAAGUCAGCUGGAUUAAUUACUGCCAUUCCUUUCAAAUCUCUUAUAUGGCAUCCUGCCCAUAAAGAACUCAGAGUCCGAUUCAGAUGAACUUAAUGAUUAUUUACACAUCAAAAUAAUUUUAGCAAAGGGUUCAAUUAAGCGCCCCUCAUGCUUCACAGGUUGACCAGUAUAGGUGGGUACCUCACUGCUGGGUCAUUUACUCAAUAGCCAUCCAGCCUUCAGGAACUUCUCAAGAUUCAGUGUUGGAAAUAUAGUAACGAAGGGCUGACUAAAGCCCAAUUUGAAUUUCUGCAGCAGUGCAAAGGUUCAUAGCAUUAACAGCAGGGUGCUACAGCAUAAUUGUUAAUUUGCACAUCUAUUAGGAUCCUUAAAUAUUCAUUACUUAGCCUUAAAUUAACAUUCUGUGUAGAGGGGAGAAGCUUUUUAACACAAUUCUUCUGACCUCAGAAAUGGCAGAAGGUCAAAUGUGACCAUGGUGCUUUAAGUGAAAAAUCAGGUAGGAUCCACUUAGACUUACAAAUUAGGAAGUAAAAUCUUUCUUGCCCGAAAGUAAAUGAUGAUCUUCAAAAUAACAACAACAGCAACAAUAAAAACCUCUGCUUUUAAGAUUGGGAAGGGAGGAAGGAAGUGAGUGAAGGAGGAACUACUCCUUUCCAGUGUUUUAAUUUAGGUAAUUUAGAUCAACCUUUAUGAGCUUGACCCGUUGGGAGUCAGUGGUUUGAUUGACACAUGGCAGACUUACCAGGAGCUGACCAGUUGGGGGCUAGUUGUUCUUCUCUAAUUGUUCUGGUUGCCUUACCAGUCAAAGGAUCAUAUUAACUGUGUAAAUGAAUUCAUGGCUUGAUGAUCACCUGACCAAUUGUACAGAUCUGAAUUUAAGGACAUUUCCUUGUUCUGUGGGAAUAGAAAUAGUUUAUCCAUUAAAAAAAGUAUGAAAAAAGAAAACUUUCCAGCACAUAAAUAAAGGCUGGAAGUUUUGACCUGAUUUAUAUAUUAGGCAGUUCUAAGGUUUUAGUUCCCUUCAUUCUGGAGCUGUGCUUAGGAUACAGCCCUUUUUCUUAUAAAUUCAGUUAGAAGGCCUUCCUUAAUAAUGACUAAGUAUUUUUAUAUCUUACUCAAAAUAUGAUUUUGUCAUAUCAAUACAAAUCUAAAACAGAUUGAGCCUUAAUAAUCAUGUAACAAAGUAUUUUGUAGGUUGAGUAUUGAUUUUCCAAAAUUAAAGAUGUAUUUUAAAUGAUU
Diceros bicornis minor is the source of this 5292-nucleotide messenger RNA. It is a transcript of the gene STON1, whose product is annotated as stonin 1. NCBI's taxonomy places the organism in Eukaryota, Metazoa, Chordata, Mammalia, Perissodactyla, Rhinocerotidae. The transcript is spliced from 4 exons. The record is from RefSeq and is a predicted model, not a curated record. Gene Ontology annotation, molecular function: clathrin-cargo adaptor activity. Gene Ontology annotation, biological process: regulation of endocytosis; clathrin-dependent endocytosis; synaptic vesicle endocytosis. The coding region runs from base 84 to 2291 and encodes 735 amino acids. Gene Ontology annotation, cellular component: AP-2 adaptor complex; synaptic vesicle.